Messenger RNA from Cylas formicarius (sweet potato weevil), 669 nucleotides. Its product is annotated as apolipoprotein D-like. The coding region runs from base 49 to 651 and encodes 200 amino acids. The transcript is spliced from 4 exons. Lineage: Eukaryota; Metazoa; Arthropoda; Insecta; Coleoptera; Brentidae. Gene Ontology annotation, molecular function: pigment binding. The record is from RefSeq and is a predicted model, not a curated record.
UUGAAUACCAUUAAAGCGUUAAAAAUAUGCGCCAGUUCUACUCGUAAAAUGGUCUAUCGACAGGGAGGUUCGAUUGUUGUGGUGGUGUUGUGUUGGUUUUACGCAAAAUGCGUAUCUUCCUACGGUUUGGGACCUUGCCCAAAAAUUGGAUAUAUGGACCUUUUUAACAUCACCGCCUUUACAGGUCACUGGUAUGAAAUUGAACGCUCAUUUUAUUUGAUGGAACUCAUAUCGAGCUGUGUUAGAGUUGAUCUCGAACUAAACGAAAGAGGCCAGUUAGAAGUAGACGUUUAUUCAAGGAGCCGGAUGUCGGGAAUAUUCUCGAUAAGCGAGGGUAUAGCGACCUCGACCAAAAAGGAUCCAAGCAUUCUUUUAUACAAAGUUAGCAGCAGGCUUCCGCGAAUUGUAAAUCGUUACUUACCUGGAGCAGGAUAUUAUCAGAUUGUAAGGACCGAUUACCGAAGAUAUGCUAUCUUGUAUUCAUGCAGUAAUUUUCAUAUUUUUCAUAUAGAUUUGCUCUGGAUCUGGGCCCGCAAAAAGGAAAUCGAAGCUGAUUUACGAGUGAAAAUUUACGAAAUUUUGGCAAUAAACAAUCUCGAUCCAGAGAGACUUACGUUACCAAAAAAUAAGAACUGUACAGAUGAUUACUAAUUAAUAAAGUUAUUUUUU